Amphimedon queenslandica is the source of this 632-nucleotide messenger RNA. RefSeq lists its product as uncharacterized. The transcript is spliced from 2 exons. The annotation marks the transcript as partial. Lineage: Eukaryota; Metazoa; Porifera; Demospongiae; Haplosclerida; Niphatidae. The record is from RefSeq and is a predicted model, not a curated record.
UCAUCAUUCAUAUUCAGUUCAUGUGUUUCAUUUGGAACUUUCUUCGUCUUGAAAACGAGCACUUGAACAAUUGUGGUCAGUUCCGUGCUGUCAGAGACAUCAGCAUUCGUCCAAUCACUGCUAAUGAAAUUGAAGGAGUAGACACUGAAGAGAAAGGACCUCUAAGAACACUUAAACGUCGCGCCUCAGAAAUACUCGGAAUAUCAGACCAACAUCCGUCGGUAACGGCCGCUAGACGACGGUCAAGCGGUGAACUUGGUCAACGUCUUUCAAUAUCCGGAGCCACUCGACGGGUGUCCGUACCAAAUCAAGAUGAGUCAGGGAGUGUUACUAGUGUGAGUCCAUCAACUGAUAUAGUGAGAAGAGGUUCAGCUAGGAAGAGGAAGUAUACUGUUGGUGGUUUAUUGGUUGAAGUGAAUGAGUUAGAGAAUAUAACUAAUGGAUCAGUGGAUGAUCCAGUGACUGAUAGUGAUAUUAAUGUUGAUUCAUGUUCCAGGAGUGAGGGGAGGGAGAGUGAAGGAGGAGGAGGAGGUCAUAGGUCACUGCAGGUUGGGUUUGUAAUACCUGCAGUCAUACCAGAGACUAUACUGUAAAUAAUAAUAAUAAUAAUAAUAAUGAUACCUUUAGUAUAU